Messenger RNA from Bombyx mori (domestic silkworm), 441 nucleotides. Its product is annotated as high mobility group protein D. Gene Ontology annotation, biological process: regulation of transcription by RNA polymerase II. The transcript has 2 exons. NCBI's taxonomy places the organism in Eukaryota, Metazoa, Arthropoda, Insecta, Lepidoptera, Bombycidae. Gene Ontology annotation, molecular function: transcription cis-regulatory region binding; DNA binding, bending. Bases 1 to 441 code for a protein of 146 amino acids. The record is from RefSeq and is a predicted model, not a curated record.
AUGAGAGCGAAAGCUCUUCUCUCUGAACCGAUUUGGACCGUCAUGUCCAGCUCCGGUUCUCGUACCCGAUUUAAAAUGACAGAUAAACCGAAAAGACCAAUGUCAGCGUAUUUAUUAUGGUUGAACAGCGCUAGAUCAAAAAUAAAGGAUGACAAUCCAGGAUUAAAAGUAACGGAGAUAGCCAAAAAAGCAGGCGAAAUCUGGAGGUCCAUGUAUGACAAAAGCGAAUGGGAAGAAAAGGCGGCAAAAGCCAAAGAACAAUACAUUGUAGAUUUAGAAUCAUUUAAUGCAAAUGGCGGCGGUCCCGUAGAGAAAAAAAAGAAAACCCAAAAACGCGGGAAGAAAGCGAAACCGGCGCCAAAAACAAAGAAAGUGAAACAGGACGCCGAGGACGAUGAUGAUGAUGACGAUGACAAAGAUGAUGAGAACGACAGCGAAUGA